UACAAUAUUGCUCUUAACUUUAUAUGUGUCAACGGCAAUUGGAAGAAUAAAUACGAAUUUAAUUUUGAAAAAAGUAAAUUUUCGUAUCAUAAUAUUAUACGAAUGUCUGGCUAUACGGGAUCAGAAAAUUAUUGGGGACAAUCUCCCCAAGGCCAAAAUAAUUUUGAUUCCUUCGCUUUUGGACAACCUAACCCUCAAUUCGAGUUCCAGACAUAUAAUGAUCAACAGUUUGCAGGUUAUUCUUCUUACUCGACAAAAGGUUAUCUCGGUUCUACUCAAAGUGCAUUUACUGGUGGAGCUACUGGGUUCGUAGAUGAAGAAGAAGAAGAACCACCUCUCUUAGAAGAAUUAGGCAUAGAUCCAAAUCGAAUAUUACAAAAAACAUUAGCUGUAUUAAAUCCAUUUCACAGGAAAAGACAAAUAGAUGAUCCAAAUUAUUUACUUCAAGAUUCAGAUUUAGCAGGUCCAGUAGCGUUUUGUUUACUACUUGCUGUAUUUCUUCUAUUAGCUGGUUCAAAAGUACAUUUUGGUCAUAUCUACGGCUUAGCUAUGACAUCAUGUAUUUUGAUGUAUAUUCUUCAGUCGCUAAUGAGCAGUUCUAAUAAUAUUACAUUGUCCUGUGUAGCAUCUAUAUUAGGUUACUGUUUAUUACCCAUAGUAAUUCUUGCUGGUGUUAGUAUUUUUAUAAGUCUACGGGGCACAAUUGGUUUAGUUCUUGCUAUAAUAGCAGUUGCUUGGUCAAUGCUUUCUGCAUCUAGGCUACUUACUACUAUGUCAGGAGAAGAAAAUCAACAACUUCUUAUCAUCUAUCCUUGCGCUCUCCUUUAUGGCCUUCCAUCUGAUCCAGCACAAGUUCAACAACCUAUUUUAGUUUGCACAGCACACAUCCAUUGGGAUCCAGAAUUUUGCGAUGUUAAGUUAAUACAAACAAUGAUGCUCAGUAAUGAAUUACGUUCCAUUUUGGACCAAGCUGGCCAGUCUUUUAGACCUGGUCACAAGCCCGACUCUUCCAAUGUUCAGUUGUUACUUUGUGGCGAUUUCAAUUCCUUGCCUGAUUCUGGUGUAAUUGAAUUUCUUACGUCGGGGCGAGUAGCGGCUGAUCACCGUGACUUUAAAGACUUAGCUUACAAAUCAUGCUUACAAAAGAUCUCUGGUUGCGAUAAACCUAAUGAAUUUACUCAUUCUUUUAAACUUGCAUCUGCAUAUAGCGAAGAUAUCAUGCCCUAUACUAAUUAUACAUUCGAAUUCAAAGGUAUAAUAGAUUACAUUUUUUACUCGAAACAAAGUAUGGUACCAUUGGGACUUUUAGGUCCUCUAAGUGCAGAUUGGUUUAAAGAACAUAAAGUAGUUGGUUGUCCACAUCCACAUGUUCCAUCUGAUCAUUUCCCCCUACUAGUAGAGCUUGAAAUGACACCAACAGUAGGAACAAGUAAUGGAUUGAUCUCACGCAGGUAGCAACCGCUGCGAUCUAGGCCCAAAUAACUAUAAGGGAAUGAUAAAGGAUAAUAAAAAAGAAAUCCCCAUCACAUUUUUUCUUACUUCUGGCUCUAGCAAUAUCACUCGCAGUCGACAGUUACUUCAAUAGCGAAUGUUACAAAUACUCCAUAUUACCGCACAUUCAACAAGUUAUUAGAUAUUGACGAAUAAUUCUAAUGACCAGGUGAAGGGAGGUGUGUUGUAAUGCG
Messenger RNA from Eufriesea mexicana, 1685 nucleotides. It is a transcript of the gene Yip1d1, whose product is annotated as Yip1 domain-containing 1. Bases 103 to 1455 code for a protein of 450 amino acids. Gene Ontology annotation, molecular function: 3'-5'-RNA exonuclease activity. NCBI's taxonomy places the organism in Eukaryota, Metazoa, Arthropoda, Insecta, Hymenoptera, Apidae. The record is from RefSeq and is a predicted model, not a curated record. The transcript has 6 exons.